This is a messenger RNA of Balaenoptera acutorostrata (minke whale), 4358 nucleotides long. It is a transcript of the gene NRDC, whose product is annotated as nardilysin convertase. The transcript has 33 exons. The record is from RefSeq and is a predicted model, not a curated record. Gene Ontology annotation, molecular function: metal ion binding; metalloendopeptidase activity. Gene Ontology annotation, biological process: proteolysis. NCBI's taxonomy places the organism in Eukaryota, Metazoa, Chordata, Mammalia, Artiodactyla, Balaenopteridae. Bases 170 to 3904 code for a protein of 1244 amino acids.
AGUUGGCGUGAGGGAGACCGGAUUGGGGGAGGGAUUCAGGCCUGUCCUCCCCCCGGCUGCGGCAGCACUACCACCGGCCGCCACCGCCUCUGGAACGCUGAGGAGGAGGAGCAGCUGGAGGAGGUGGGUCUUGGCGAGCGGGAUGCCCCUCGCUCCGGCUUGGUGGUGAAUGCUGAGGAGAGUCACGGUUGCUGCAGUCUGUGCCACCGGGAGGAAGUUGUGGUGUGAGGCCGGGCGGGAGCUCGCGGCGCUGUGGAGAAUAGAAGCGCGGGGUCGGUGCGAAGACUCGGCGGCUGCCAGACCCUUUCCUAUUCUGACCAUGCCUGGAAGGAACAAGGCGAAGUCCACCUGCAGCUGCCCUGACCUGCAGCCCAAUGGACAGGAUUUGGGCGAGAGCGGCCGGGUUGCUCGUCUGGGAGCCGAUGAAUCUGAGGAGGAGGGACGGAGGGGGCCUGUCAGUAAUGUCGGAGAUCCUGAGAUCGUCAAGUCUCCCAGCGAUCCCAAGCAAUACCGAUACAUCAAAUUACGAAAUGGCUUGCAGGCACUUUUGAUUUCAGACCUAAGUAAUAUGGAAGGUAAAAUGGGUGAUGCAACAGAUGAUGAAGAGGAAGAAGAAGAGGAGGAAGAAGAAGAAGAAGAUGAUGACGAUGAUGACGACGAUGAUGAUGAAGAUUCUGGAGCAGAAAUAGAAGAUGAUGAUGAAGAGGGUUUUGAUGAUGAAGAUGAGUUUGAUGAUGAUGAUGAUGAACAUGAUGAUGAUGAUCUUGAUACUGAGGAUAAUGAAUUGGAAGAAUUAGAAGAGAGGGCAGAAGCUAGAAAGAAAACCACUGAAAAACAGCAAUCGCAGAGCCUGUUUUUGCUGUGGUCAAAGCUGACUGAUAGACUGUGGUUUAAGUCAACUUAUACAAAAAUGUCUUCAACCCUGCUGGUCGAGACAAGAAAACUUUAUGGGGUAGUUGGAGCUGAAAGCAGGUCUGCACCUGUUCAGCAUUUGGCAGGAUGGCAAGAGGAGGAGCAGCAGGGUGAAACUGACACAGUUCUGUCUGCAGCGGCUCUUUGUGUUGGAGUUGGGAGUUUUGCUGAUCCGGAUGACCUGCCCGGGCUGGCACACUUUUUGGAGCACAUGGUAUUCAUGGGUAGUUUGAAAUAUCCAGAUGAGAAUGGGUUUGACGCCUUCCUGAAGAAACAUGGGGGUAGUGAUAAUGCUUCAACUGAUUGUGAACGUACAGUCUUUCAGUUUGAUGUCCAGAGGAAGUACUUCAAAGAAGCCCUGGAUAGAUGGGCCCAAUUCUUCAUCCAUCCACUAAUGAUCAGAGAUGCAAUUGACCGGGAAGUUGAAGCUGUUGAUAGUGAAUAUCAACUUGCAAGACCCUCUGAUGCAAACAGAAAGGAAAUGUUGUUUGGAAGCCUUGCUAGAUCUGGACAUCCUAUGGGGAAAUUUUUUUGGGGAAAUGCUGAGACUCUCAAACAUGAACCAAAAAGAAAUAAUAUUGAUACACAUGCUAGAUUGAGAGAAUUCUGGAUGCAUUACUAUUCUGCUCAUUACAUGACUUUAGUGGUUCAAUCCAAAGAAACACUGGAUACUUUAGAAAAGUGGGUGACUGAAAUCUUCUCUCAGAUACCAAACAAUGGGUUACCCAAACCAAACUUUGGCCAUUUAACGGAUCCAUUUGACACACCAGCAUUUAACAAACUUUAUAGAGUUGUUCCAAUCAGAAAAAUUCAUGCUCUGACCAUCACAUGGGCACUUCCCCCUCAACAGCAACAUUACAGGGUGAAGCCGCUUCAUUAUAUCUCUUGGCUGGUUGGACAUGAAGGCAAAGGCAGCAUUCUUUCUUACCUUAGAAAAAAGUGCUGGGCUCUUGCACUAUUUGGUGGAAAUGGUGAGACAGGAUUUGAGCAAAAUUCUACUUAUUCAGUGUUCAGCAUUUCUAUUACAUUGACUGAUGAAGGUUAUGAACAUUUCUAUGAGGUUGCUCAUACUGUCUUCCAGUAUUUAAAAAUGCUGCAGAAGCUAGGUCCAGAAAAAAGAAUUUUUGAAGAGAUUCAGAAAAUUGAGGAUAAUGAAUUUCAUUACCAGGAACAGACAGAUCCAGUUGAGUAUGUGGAAAACAUGUGUGAAAACAUGCAGCUGUACCCACUACAGGACUUUCUCACUGGAGAUCAGCUUCUUUUUGAAUACAAGCCAGAAGUCAUUGCUGAAGCCCUUAAUCAGCUAGUUCCUCAAAAGGCAAAUCUUGUUCUACUGUCUGGUGCUAAUGAGGGAAAAUGUGACCUCAAGGAGAAAUGGUUUGGGACUCAGUAUAGUAUGGAAGAUAUUGAAAACUCUUGGGCUGAACUGUGGAAGAGUAAUUUUGAGUUAAAUCCAGAUCUUCAUCUUCCAGCUGAAAACAAGUACAUAGCCACAGAUUUCAUGUUGAAGGCUUUUGAUUGUCCAGAGACAGAAUACCCUGUUAAAAUUGUGAAUACUCCACAAGGUUGCCUAUGGUAUAAGAAAGACAACAAAUUCAAAAUCCCCAAAGCGUAUAUACGUUUCCAUCUGAUCUCACCUUUGAUACAGAAGUCUGCAGCAAAUGUGGUCCUCUUUGAUAUCUUUGUCAAUAUCCUUACCCAUAACCUUGCGGAACCAGCUUAUGAAGCAGAUGUGGCACAGCUGGAGUAUAAGCUGGUAGCUGGAGAACAUGGUUUAAUUAUUCGAGUGAAAGGAUUCAACCACAAACUACCUCUGCUGUUUCAGCUUAUUAUUGACUACUUAGCGGAGUUCAGUUCCACACCAGCUGUCUUUACAAUGAUAACUGAGCAGUUGAAGAAGACCUACUUUAACAUCCUCAUCAAGCCUGAGACUCUGGCCAAAGACGUUCGGCUUUUAAUCCUGGAAUAUGCCCGUUGGUCUAUGAUUGACAAGUAUCGGGCUUUGAUGGAUGGCCUUUCCCUUGAGUCUCUGCUGAGCUUCGUCAGAGAGUUAAAAUCCCAGCUCUUUGUUGAGGGCCUGGUACAAGGAAAUGUCACAAGCACAGUGAGUGUGAAGUGCUCUGUUGCUGCUGGCCAGGAAUCUACGGAUUUCCUGAAAUAUGUUGUUGACAAGUUGAACUUCAUGCCUCUGGAGCAGGAGAUGCCUGUGCAGUUCCAGGUGGUAGAGCUGCCCAGUGGCCACCACCUAUGCAAAGUGAGAGCUCUGAACAGGGGUGAUGCCAACUCUGAAGUCACUGUAUACUACCAGUCAGGUGCCAGGAGUCUGAAAGAAUACACUCUUAUGGAGCUGCUUGUGAUGCACAUGGAAGAGCCUUGUUUUGACUUCCUUCGAACCAAGCAGACUCUUGGGUACCAUGUCUACCCUACCUGUAGGAAUACAUCUGGGAUUCUAGGAUUCUCUGUCACCGUGGGGACUCAGGCAACCAAAUACAACUCUGAAGUUGUUGAUAAGAAGAUAGAAGAGUUUCUUUCUAGCUUCGAGGAGAAGAUUGAGAACCUCACUGAGGAUGCAUUCAACACCCAGGUCACAGCUCUGAUCAAGCUGAAGGAGUGCGAGGACACCCACCUUGGGGAGGAGGUGGACAGGAACUGGAACGAAGUGGUGACCCAGCAGUAUCUCUUUGACCGCCUUGCCCAUGAGAUUGAAGCACUGAAAUCAUUCUCAAAAUCAGACCUAGUCAACUGGUUCAAGGCCCAUAGAGGACCAGGAAGUAAAAUGCUCAGCGUUCAUGUUGUUGGAUUUGGGAAGUACGAGCCGGAAGAGGAUGGUACCCCUUCCGGUGAGGAUUCAAACUCUUCUUGUGAAGUGAUGAUGCAGCUAACCUACCUGCCAACCUCUCCUCUGCUGGCAGAUUGUACCAUCCGCGUUAUUGAUAUCAGGGCUUUCACAUCAAGACUUAACCUUCUCCCCUACCAUAAAAUAGUCAAAUAAACUGCAGUCUCAUUGGCCUGAAGCACUGUGUAUUUAAAAGUGUUUUUGUUUGAAUUUUAUGAAGUUAGUUACACUACUACUGCCUUAGGGCUUCCACUGAAUUUUUGCACUGGCAUCAUAGAAUUUGUUCCCGCCCCCCCCCCCCGCCCCGCCCGCCCGCCCGCCCGCCCCUCCUUCUGUUGUGACUAACAAACCAAGGGUUACUAUAGCAGCUGCAGAGAGAAAUUAGCAGGUGGGCCAAUGUAACCAAAAAGCUUGCAGGAGCCAUCUGAGACACCCUGGCCUGUCCUGGUCCUCUCAGAUUGAGAAUCCAGUUCUGUAUGACAGGCUUCAGAGGCCCUAUGUAAUUGAUGUCUUCUUAGUACCUAAAUGCCAGGUGCUAAUACUAAUACCUGUGUUGUUGUUUUUAAUGUAUUUAAAAAUAAAGGUAAUUCUGUAUUGCCCUUCAGAAUGA